AUGUCGGAAAACUUGUACGGAGAGGAGAACCGAGGCGAGAUGGUUCGGUUGCAAAAAAUGAUGAAGAACAUGAAUUGUGGGGGACCCCGGCCUGCAGCGCUCACUUUGAAGGAUUUCAAAGUUGGAGAGGCGCUUGGAAAAGGUGCCUACGGACAUGUAUACCGAGUGAGGAACAUGCAAGAUGGAAAAGACUACGCCCUCAAGCAAAUCGUAAUGUCAGCGAGCCGCGACGGUGUCCCUCAAAGUGUCAUUCGUGAGAUUGCAGUUAUGAAACGUCUCACCCGCCAGGCCCAUCCAAAUGUGGUAUCCCUUCGAACAGUGCUUCAUACUGUCGACACCAGUCGCAAUAUCAUCAAGAUUGCCAUGAUUAUGGAAAUUUGUGACUGGGAUUUGCACACAUUUCUGCAAAACGUUCCAAAAGUGAUUCCGGAGAAACAAGCAAAGCAUAUUAUUGGUCAAAUGAUGAAAGGACUCGACUUUUUGCAUUCUCAUGCAAUUAUUCAUCGUGAUUUAAAACCGCAGAACAUUCUGGUGAAUCGGGACCAAACAGUGAAGCUUGCCGAUUUCGGACUGUCCAAGAAGUACACUAACACCAGUGCCUUUACUACUUGCGUGGUGACACUUUGGUACCGUGCUCCGGAAGUGCUUCUUCAAUCCUACUACAAUAGUACCGUCGACAUGUGGUCCAUCGGAUGCAUCAUAUACGAAAUCUACAAUCGUGUACCAUUGUUCCCCGGUCCAGACGAGGCUCAACAAUUGCAUGAGAUUUUCAAAAAGCUGGGAACACCAAUUGGAACUGACUGGCCGAAACAAUCUGUCCUCACCAAAGACACGUUCCCUCACUACACUGGUAUCUCAAUGACUUCUGAUGUCACUGGAAUGAGUGCAGCCGCUCUCGACUUCUUCAAACGUUGCCUGAUUUACGAUCCAGCUAGACGUAUGGGUUCUCGCGCGGCAUUGGGCCAUGAGUUUCUGAAGUUGAAGCCAGUUUCUGUGAAGCCAAGAGUUCUCCGUCAACUCAGAUUCAAUAAUCUCUAA
This is a messenger RNA of Caenorhabditis briggsae, 1038 nucleotides long. RefSeq names its product Protein CBR-CDK-4 (gene Cbr-cdk-4). NCBI's taxonomy places the organism in Eukaryota, Metazoa, Nematoda, Chromadorea, Rhabditida, Rhabditidae. Gene Ontology annotation, biological process: regulation of G2/M transition of mitotic cell cycle; G1/S transition of mitotic cell cycle; regulation of gene expression. Gene Ontology annotation, molecular function: cyclin-dependent protein serine/threonine kinase activity; cyclin binding; ATP binding. Gene Ontology annotation, cellular component: cytoplasm; nucleus; cyclin-dependent protein kinase holoenzyme complex. The record is from RefSeq and is a predicted model, not a curated record. The transcript is spliced from 5 exons. The coding region runs from base 1 to 1038 and encodes 345 amino acids.